AUGACGCUCGAUGUGGUCAGAGAUGGCCUUGAAAAACAGUUCCAAGUUAUACUUAGCACACAGGUAAAGUGGCAAGGUACAGUGAUCAAGUCGGGAGAAAUAUUCACGUCUCUCGCUUACAAUUUAGUGCGUGAGCUUAGGCUCUCGGAGGCCGAAAAACCAAGCCAAACAUUGCGGUCUUUUAAAUUGGUUCCGGAAAGCGCUCCGGCAUCCACACUAUUUCUCGCUGGUGACGCCGAUGAAGCCGCGCACCUCGCAUCCGCUGAGCGGAUAGAGGGUGAUUUUGAUUGCCUUGAGGGACACUUACGGCAGCUUUGUGACCACGUUAAGUCGGUGGAGAAGGCAAUCCAUCGCCUCACUGCCUUGCGAAAUUUGGGUUGCCGUAGCUCCUCCUUGCCAUCCCCGAGAGGAGACAGCGGCGACGGAGCAGAGCACUUCCCGAUCGAGCUGCUCUCGUGGCAAGCCCUCCUCAGCGAGUGCCAAGCCCUCCUCAACCGUUUACGGGCUGACCUAGCCUUCCGCGGAGGUCUACUUCGCUGCCUCGCUCGUUAUGUAUUUACAUGCUCCACCCGUGGUGACUUCGGCGCCCCCCAACGCCUCUGCUUCCUCUGGCGCCAGGCUGACCAAGUCGUCAAGUGGGAGAACGUCACCGGCUUGGUUGAGGAAAUACUCUCCUAA
Molecule: messenger RNA, 678 nt
Organism: Mesocestoides corti
Lineage: Eukaryota; Metazoa; Platyhelminthes; Cestoda; Cyclophyllidea; Mesocestoididae
Source: the annotation of a GenBank genome assembly